AUGGCAUCUUUAUAUGAAUUGCUAGACAAUCCCAUCGAUUUUAACCAAAUCAAGCCUUCUGUAGAUACGUCUCAUUUGGGAUUAUUGUGGAAUGACAUCAAUGUCCUGCUGUACGAUGAAUUUUGCGCUCUAUCGCCCUGUUUCUCUGCUGCUGUCGCUGCUCCAGAUUCUCCCAUUUGGUCUACCUCAACAUCGCCUACUUCCAGUAUUAGCAGCGGUAGCUGUAGUGGUAGUAGACAAGCCUCUCCUUCGCCUAUUGAAGAAAACACCACCUUUUUUGAUCUGAUGGCGGCGGUGGACGAAGAAAAACCUCAUAGAUGUUUGUACUGUAUUCGUGCCUUCUCCAGGCGCCAUGAUUUAGAGCGCCAUGUGCGAGUCCAUACAGGUGUCAAGCCAUACCAUUGUCCUUGCUGUCAAAAGUCAUUUGCAAGAUCAGAUGCGAGAGGUCGUCAUUUCCAAUCAAAUCCAUUAUGCUCACAAAAUGAUCUAGUUCAGAAGCUCAUUCACAAGCGAAAGGCUCGUACAACUAACAUUAAACGAUAUUAA
Messenger RNA from Mucor velutinosus, 546 nucleotides. RefSeq lists its product as uncharacterized. Gene Ontology annotation, molecular function: RNA polymerase II cis-regulatory region sequence-specific DNA binding; DNA-binding transcription factor activity, RNA polymerase II-specific. NCBI's taxonomy places the organism in Eukaryota, Fungi, Mucoromycota, Mucoromycetes, Mucorales, Mucoraceae. Bases 1 to 546 code for a protein of 181 amino acids. Gene Ontology annotation, biological process: regulation of transcription by RNA polymerase II. The transcript has a single exon. The record is from RefSeq and is a predicted model, not a curated record.